This is a messenger RNA of Arabidopsis arenosa, 1306 nucleotides long. NCBI's taxonomy places the organism in Eukaryota, Viridiplantae, Streptophyta, Magnoliopsida, Brassicales, Brassicaceae. The record is from the annotation of a GenBank genome assembly.
CAAGUGCUCUCUCUCCCAACCAUCGAUUCCUCUCUCGGACACUGCCCCAAUCCCUCCAUACUCUCUCUCUCUCUCUCUUUCGACAAAGAAAAAGUCAGCGCCGUCCUUUACGCCAUAGUUUGUCUCCUUCUCUCUCUCUUCCUCUCACCAACAUAAUCAAAAAGCAAAUAAGCUUUCCUAAAUACCCACGAAUUCAAGAUCACCAUGUCCUCCGAGGAUUGGGAUCUCUUCGCCGUCGUCAGAAGCUGCAGCUCUUCUGUUUCCACCACCAACUCUUGUGCUGGUCAUGAAGACAACAGAGGAAACUGUAAACAAGAACAAGAUCCUCCUCCUCUGUUUACAUACAUCCAUGGAGACAGAGACAACAAAGAGCCUUCUUCUUCUUCUUCUUGCAACGAGCUGCAAGAUUCUUGCAAACCUUUUUUACCCGUUACUACUACUACAACUACUUGGUCUUCUCCUCCUCUACUUCCUCCUCCUACAGUCUCAUCACCAUCUCCUAAAAUCUUAAUGAAACAAGAACAAGUACUCCACGAAUCACAAGAUCAAAAACCUCCACUUAGUGUUAGGGUUUUCCCACCAUCCACUUCUUCUUCUUCUUCUGUCUUUGUUUUUAGAGGUCAACGCGACCAGCUUCUUCAACAACAAUCCCAACCUCCUCUUCGAUCUAGAAAAAGAAAGAAUCAGCAAAAAAGAACCAUAUGUCAUGUAACGCAAGAGAAUCUUUCUUCUGAUUUGUGGGCAUGGCGUAAAUACGGUCAAAAACCCAUCAAAGGCUCUCCUUAUCCAAGGAAUUAUUACAGAUGUAGUAGCACAAAAGGAUGUUUAGCUCGAAAACAAGUUGAAAGAAGUAAUUUAGAUCCUAAUAUCUUCAUUGUUACUUACACCGGAGAACACACUCAUCCACGUCCUACUCACCGGAACUCUCUCGCCGGAAGUACUCGUAACAAAUCUCAACCCGUUAACCCGGUUCCUAAACCUGACCCAUCUCCUUUAUCGGAUACAGUAAAAGAAGAGAUUCAUCUAUCUCCGACGACACCGUUGAAAGGAAACGACGACGUUCAAGUAACAAACGGUGAUGAAGAUAUUAUUAGUCAAGAAGUCAAUAUGGACGACGAAGAUGAAGAGGAAGUAGAAGAAGAUGAAGAAGAAGAAGAAGAUGAUGACGUGGAUGAUCUUUUGAUACCGAAUUUAGCGGUGAGAGAUCGAGAUGAUUUGUUCUUCGCUGGAAAUUUUCCAUCUUGGUCCGCCGGAUCCGCCGGAGACGGUGGUGGAUGAUGAAAACGAAUAAUAUCUCAAUUUACAA